Postia placenta MAD-698-R-SB12 is the source of this 702-nucleotide messenger RNA. RefSeq lists its product as hypothetical. The transcript is spliced from 3 exons. The coding region runs from base 1 to 702 and encodes 233 amino acids. The record is from RefSeq and is a predicted model, not a curated record. Lineage: Eukaryota; Fungi; Basidiomycota; Agaricomycetes; Polyporales; Adustoporiaceae.
AUGAGAAACCUGUCCAAUACCACAAGGCCGUCGUCUCGCGAAGUUCCUGACCGCUUAACCCCGACCGCGGAAGAGGGGUCCGAGAGUGACACCGCGACUGAAAAUGAAGAAGACGCGCCUCCCGCGGCUACCCGAGCCGUCGCGCUCCCGAGAGCCAAUGCGCGCUUCGAGCCAUACCCUCGCUCAGAGCUCCCGCAUAGGGACAACCAGAGCGGGCCUUCCUCAUCCUCGACUGACCGACAGUUGCAACGGCGUCAUCGCCGAAUCAAGCUCCGCCCUGAGGAGUUCGAGCGCAUACGUGAGAUCGCACUGUCGAGUGCGAACCUCGCGUGCCCAGUAUCAGGGUGCGUGUACGUGCAGAGCGUGCGGUGCCUGUCGGGCAUGAAGCGCCACAUGGAGUCGCACCGUUCGCAAAGAGCGCUCGUGCGGCACGCAAGGAACGAGAAAUCCCCGUGUGUGGCGGAAGACGGGCCCCAGCAGCUUUUGAGCACAUCACCAGAAGAAGGUGACUGGGAGGACGACGAUCGGGACGGCUCGCACACGAGCUGCGAGGACACUGAUGAGGAUGACUGCUGUGGCGACAGCAAUCGGUCCCCGAGCUUCAAACGCGAGGAUACGGAACCAGUCUUGAGUCCCAGGCAUGAGGACACAGUGCCACCGUUGACCUCCGAGGAUAGCGCAACGCUUGAAGUUGCGCAGUAG